This is a messenger RNA of Encephalitozoon cuniculi GB-M1, 1548 nucleotides long. RefSeq lists its product as uncharacterized. The transcript has a single exon. Gene Ontology annotation, molecular function: methyltransferase activity. NCBI's taxonomy places the organism in Eukaryota, Fungi, Microsporidia, Unikaryonidae. The record is from RefSeq and is marked provisional. Gene Ontology annotation, biological process: RNA methylation. The coding region runs from base 1 to 1548 and encodes 515 amino acids.
AUGCCAAGAAAGGAAUAUGUAGAGUAUUACAAAGGAGCACUGGGCAUGAGAGAGGAUGAUUUUGAGGAGUUUCUCGAAUGGAUUGAGAAGGAUCUUGCAUAUGCAUUCAGGGUUGCAAGGACGCCGCUGACUAACAUGAUAAAGAGGAGAAUAGAAAAGUAUCCGUUUGUUCGGAGGAUACGGUACCUAGAAGAUGUUUAUGAGUUUCGCAAGAGGAAGGAAAAGGAUGAUGUGUACAGGGAGUUCACAGGAUUUCUGAUCAACCAGACGAACAUUGGGGUGAUUCAGAGGCAGGAGAUAGUCAGCAUGGUUCCUGUUUUGCUGAUGGACUUGAAGAAAGACUCCAGGGUCAUUGACAUGUGUGCAGCGCCUGGAUCGAAAACCAAGCAGAUUCUUGAGGCAGUUACCGAUGGGCUUGUGAUAGCCAACGAUGUUAAUGGGAAGAGGCUGAAGGUGCUUGUGAGCGAGACCACCAAGAGACCCAAUGGCUCGCUGAUAGUCACCAAGCACGAUGCCACUGCAUUCCCAAGCAUAUAUGAGGGCGGUAGUCAGGUAAUGUUUGAUCGUGUAUUCUGCGACGUAAUUUGUUCCAGCGACGGGACUAUGAGAAAAAGCCCUGGGAUUCUCGAUGAAUGGAAGCUUUCGAAGAGUGGGGGGCUGUUUGAUACCCAGUGGAGAAUUCUGAAGAGAGGCUGCGACCUUGUUGCGGAGGGGGGCCUGGUUUCCUAUUCCACCUGUUCGCUGAACCCGAUAGAGAAUGAAUGUGUAGUCCAGAGAAUGUUGCUUGAGGGGGACUUUGAGCUGGUUGACUUUAGAGGAGACUCCAGACUUGCACUUUUUCCUAGUGGCGGAGAUGGGACAAAACUCAUCUUCAGGGAAGGGCUGAGGAAGUGGGGGACAGACGACCAGAUUUUCAAGAACCCUCACUAUCAGCCGUGCAGAGUAGACCUGGGACUAGAGAAGUGCAUUAGACUGUACCCACACGACCAGGAUACAGGCGGGUUUUUCAUCGCAAUUCUUCGGAGAAAAAGAGGCAUUGGCAGGGAAAUGAGUAUGAAGAGGCCAUCGGAGUCAUCUUUUCAGCGCUUUGUGUUCCUCACCAAGGAUGCUAAGGACAAAAUCCUCGAAGGCUACUCGAUGUGUGUGAAUGGCGAGCUAUACAGGAAAACAGAAAAAAGUAGAACUAUAAGCGCUGUGUCAAGCAUAGCUGCACGGGUGCUUAAUGGAAAUCCGGGUCUCAAUGUUAUAAGUGCAGGUUACAGGAUCCUAGAGAAGUCUGGACUUUCUCAUGCGGACUUUUACAUGAAAAACCUCUUUCACAUAGGAGGAGACUUCAUAUGCAACCUUAGAAUCUCGAUGGAGCAGUUUAAGCUACUGCUGAAGGAAACAUUUGUCUCCAACGCCCUACUAGGCUUUGAGCACAUAGGACUGGCCGUUGCCAGGGUAGAGGGAAUAGGUGUCACGCUGUGCGGAUACGGAAGCCACUCAUCAUUCACGCUCUUUAUGAAUAACAAUCUGAGGAAGGCACUAAAGGACCUAGUUCUAUGA